AUGACUGCUGUGGAUCAUACAGUUAGUUUGUUGAUGAGCUUCAAUAGCUUUUGUGUACUUCAACAAACUAAUGAAUUCUCGGACAGCUACUCAAGGGGGAUUCUCAAAGGUCUUCUUAAAACAAGAAUGAUGACAAGGGCUAUUGAGCAGAUGGAACAAUUGACAAUCGAUGAAUUGCAUUAUUUUUCAAGUAGAUUUAGAAUAAGGCGUAGAAAUCUAAGUGUAAGUAUAAGACGUUUGGAUAAUUGGAAUUCCCUGGGAUUCGCAAAAAAAUUACCACUAUAG
Messenger RNA from Clunio marinus, 285 nucleotides. Lineage: Eukaryota; Metazoa; Arthropoda; Insecta; Diptera; Chironomidae. The record is from the annotation of a GenBank genome assembly.